CCCCCCCCCCCCAAGAUGGCGGCGGGCGGGCCGGGGCGGCGGGCUGGGGUUGGGGCCUCGCGCGGGGCUGGCAGCGGGAGGAGCCGCCAGUCUUCUUCACGCAAAGCAGCUGACAGACAACCCUCAAAGAGGCUAAAAUGUGAAAAAAACAGUCUAUUAAAAUCAGAACUAGAAGGAGCAUGUGGGACUGGAAACCUUGCAGUGAGGAAAGCAGCACUGAAAACAUCUGCUGAGAAUUCACAUUCAGAAGAUUCAGGAGACCAUAAUAUAAUUCAACAGAAAAAAGGUGAAAGCAUUCCAGAGACUAGUGAAGAGAGACAGGAAAAUGAGCAUGAUGUUUCUUUGAAGCCAUUUGCAGAGAAAUCAGGUAGUGCUCCUUCAAAAACAGAAAGCAAUGAAAAUCUGCAAAAUCAUGUCAGCAGUGAAGAGGAGAGUGGCUCUGAGACUGUACUUUCAGAUGAGUCUAGCUUGAAGGAUGGAGGUGUCCCAGAGACACCAACGGAACUAGAUAACAGUGCUUUCCUGGAUGAAGACAGUAACCAGCCAAUGCCGGUGGACAGGUUCUUUGGAAACAUUGACUUUAUACAGGAUCAGCCAGCAGUUGCACUCCCAAGCACAACAAUGAGCAGGCGGGAAUUCAGAAGGCUACAUUUCAUUGCAAAGGAAGAUGAGGAGGAGGAAGAGGAUGUUCUCUAGCAAGAAACUGUAAGACAAAGGAAACCUUUUUUCUUUCUGAUGGUGUAAUGGUGGUUGGCUGUACCACUAGCAUUUGUCAGCGUUUGCCUUUUCUUAAAACAGAGAACGGGUAUAGUUUGUUUCUCUGGAAUUGUCAGAUGCAGUGCUCUCCCACAACUUUCUGGGGCAGUUUGAAUUUUCAGUGAAUUGAAAAUAAAUUGUAAUUUAUCAUUUUAUCACUAUCAGUUAUAAUAAAGCAUGGAAAACAA
Oxyura jamaicensis (ruddy duck) is the source of this 944-nucleotide messenger RNA. RefSeq names its product chromosome 21 C1orf174 homolog (gene C21H1orf174). The record is from RefSeq and is a predicted model, not a curated record. NCBI's taxonomy places the organism in Eukaryota, Metazoa, Chordata, Aves, Anseriformes, Anatidae. The coding region runs from base 16 to 696 and encodes 226 amino acids. The transcript has 3 exons.